Penicillium maclennaniae is the source of this 2352-nucleotide messenger RNA. Its product is annotated as Het-C domain-containing protein. The record is from RefSeq and is a predicted model, not a curated record. The coding region runs from base 1 to 2352 and encodes 783 amino acids. NCBI's taxonomy places the organism in Eukaryota, Fungi, Ascomycota, Eurotiomycetes, Eurotiales, Aspergillaceae. The transcript is spliced from 2 exons.
AUGGGUCUUUCCAUUCAGCUGUGUCUUUCUCUUCUCGUUCUCCUCGCUAUCUCCGGCCAGGCCUGUGGCUUUGGCGCAGGGAACAUCGCGUCCUUGUCUCGUAUUGAAGGCCAGAACUGGCGCCAUGGGGAUAUCGAGGAUACCCUUCUGUCGCUUUUCCUGGCACGCAUAGCCGGCGGGCGCAAGUUCGGGAAGCUCGACGUCAAACGAGUAUACUUUGGAAACUGGCUUCGGGACUACAGUCAAGCUGUUGACGUGGGCACUGUGAAAUAUGUCAGUGCGGAGGCUAUUCGCAUUCUAAUAUGGGUCUUAGGGUUUAUGAGCUUUGGAUAUGGAACUCGUGAGUUUGAGGUUACCACUGAGCGUCUCGGUUGCUACCAGCCUACCGAGCAUAUCGACAAUCCCAAGGGCUAUGCCGAGGGUGAAGACGCACGCUUCUAUGACCGUCGUCUCCGUGGACCUGUGGAUGAUGAGCGGGAGCUGUCGAUUGAUCCACGGACCGGUUUGAAAGCCUAUAUCGCUUCCGAAGACAUGGAUAUUGAUACCUCUGCUGCUUUGAUCCGUCGAGUCCUUGGCCAGUCCAUCCAACACGGCCGUCGCUAUGCACGAUCUGGAGAUAACGAUGAUCUGUACGAGGCCCUUCGCUUACUGGGCACCGGUCUGCACUGCCUCGAGGAUUACGCUGCUCAUUCAAACUAUACUGAGCUCGCUCUCAUUGAGAUGGGCGAGACUGAUGUAUUCCCUCACGUCGGACGUAACACCGUGCUCGAAUUGCCGGGAGCUCAGGAUUAUGUUUAUCCUGUUGUCACUGGCACAUUUGGUGGUGUUGACUUUUUUCACUCAGUGCUCGGUGAGCUUUCCGACAAGACUAAGCAGUCUGAGCUACAGUCUUUGGAAGGUGUCAUCAUGGAGUCGGAGAAUGACAGUCCUUCCGAGAGCCUUCUUCAAGAUCUUCUUAAUAAGAUUCCUAGUGGCCUCCUCGGGGACAGUGACCAGGCUGGGCAGAUGGAUGACUUCAAGGCCAAGGCCGAAGAUGCACGCCACAACCAGCAGGAAAUAUCUCCUCGCGAGCCGGAAGAGUGGACUCGUUAUUUGGACGAUGUCCAGAAGCAGAUCUAUCCUGUGCUAGAGUGGCAUGACCAUCUCUUGAAGGCGAUCAAUGAAGCCAUCGAGAAGAUUCCAGUGCUGCCCGAGCUGAUCGAGCAGAUUCAAGACCAGAUCACUGUCUUUGUCUUCUCCAUCAUCGCUCCAUAUGUACUCCCCAUCAUCAGACAGGUCAAGUCUGAACUAGAAACCGGUUCUUCCGAAGUGAUCCAGAGCAGUCGGGAACAGCAGCACCUCGUCUUCAAUGACGAUUCUUCGUCGGAUCCCACCCACUCCAUGCUUUCCAAGGAUCACUUCUCUAAUGUCCUCAACGAGCCUGCUGGACGAAUUGCCUCUCAGUGCGUCAAGUGGGCUGUGCCACAAUUGAUGGAGUUGUGGGAUGACGAAGAGAUCGACAUUGACCGCACUUUGAACCGUAUUAUCACUGGUAUCUUCCAUCACCCCGCUCAGAGAGUACACGGAGAAGACGGUGCGAGUGACAUUCGACGAACCAUGUUCUCAACCGUGGAGCAGUGGUGGAGUGAGAAGAGUGAUGAGGAACGUGAAUCCCUUCGCGAUCAAUUGAGCCGUGACGGCGUUCUUGAGGGAAGGAACCACAAAGAGGGUGUAGAGGAUUGCGGACACGGUUGUGGCAAGCCAAUCGCUUUGCCCAAAGGCCACAAUGCUAGCGGGGCAGAUUACCAGUCUGGCAACUCUGGUCUUCAAAAGAUCGCCUCCGAGGCCCUAGGAGGGGGUGCAUUGGGCAGUCUUGUCGGCGGUCUCAUCGGGGGCGUAGGCUCUAUGGUUCUCAGUGAUGGUGGCUCCAUCGACCAAAAGACUUUCAAGACAGAGAAACACGACAGUGACGAUGAGGACGUGAACCGCGAGCACCGAAGUCGUCACACUCAGAGACACAACGAGUACCACGAGACUGAAUCUUACGGUGGCUCCCUCCCUCCUCAACAGGGAGGAGGUUACCAGUAUCAAAGUAAAAGCACAUUCUACAGUGACCGGCCCGUGCCUCGAAAUGACUAUCCUGGCGGUGAUGUCCUCCGUACCGAGUACGCUCUCAACCCUUCCAUGCAGGGCGACCCGUAUCAGCAAUUCCGACAGGAGGGGUCUGGAGAUUAUUAUCAACAAGAGCGACGAGAGACUUAUGGAAAUGGUCAGGCCGAGUACCAGCGAAUCGAGACUCAUUACGAGUAUGGGCCUCCCCAGCCGGCCUUUGAGACUGUGCCGCAGGGUUCCCCCCCGCCGCGGAGAAUUUGA